GACAUCUUGACAAAGAGGUUAUGUUAUGUGCGUACCUACCGGGAAAUAAAGACUGAAAUUAAUUAUUACACCUGACUAUUGAUUAAUGUAGUUAUCAUUUUAUAAAAUGGAUAGCGUCGAAGACUUAAAUGUAAUUUUAAAAGGCAGCUGUAGAAAAGGAAAUGUGAGUAUCAGUGAAACAUUAGCAGACUUUGAAAAACUGCGUAUUUCUGCAUUGACGAAAGCUGCAGAAAUAAGUCACCUUGUGAAAGAAGUAACCAUUGGUCCCAACAGUCCUGUAAAGAAAGACACUAUCAGAGAUGAAACGCCUCCUACUGAGCAAGACAAGGAAAAUAGAAAUGAAGAGAAUUUGCUGGAAGAUAAGAUCGCUGAAGAAAUGCGACAUACUCUAAUAAUCAAAGACUACGAAUCGCAACUGCAGGAUAGUUCCGAGGAGUUGUUCAUAAACCUCAUUGAAAACCUAAUGAAAAAUCGUGCUGAAAUAAUGAAAAAGUAUUGGAAGAAACAAAGUGAAGAAUGUGAACGCAAGGCAUUAGAGAUUCGGGCAAAGAAACUUCAACUAUUGAAAAGUUUACAAGAAAAUGACAAUAUGAACAUACUUGAAAAAGCUAGGCAUGAUCAGCAGACCAGUCAGCUCAUCAACACACAGACCAUAGAAAACAUGAAUAGAAUUUUAGAUGAACAAAAUAAAGCUACAAUGAGAUUUGAUUCAGUCACUGACAGUCACACCAAAAUCUGCAUUGCAUACCACGAAAUAACUGUUUUAAUACAAUCAGAACCAUUGGCCAAGACUGUGUCAGAAAAAUACAUAGGAUCAAUUAAUACAGUAAUUGGGAACAUCCAAAAUAUAAUGAAUUUAUGUAAGUCAGGUACUUUAUCAGACAGGGAUGUGAAACAAGCUGAAGUGUUGGCUUUAAAUAUAGAAAAUAUUAAAAAGAAAUUAGUUGAUGAAUUAAAUAUUGCUAAAGAGCAAGAAGCAAUCAGUAAGCAGUAUGAAGAAAAGUUAGCUAAAGAGAAGGAAAUACAAGAAAAGAAAGCUCAAGAAGCUAAAAUGGUUCAAGUGGACCAAGUAGACACAGCUAGAGUAGUGACUCCAAACAUAGAACAAAAUAAAAGAUCUGGGCCACUAUUUUAUUCCCCUCAAAAUUAUACUUAUUAUGAAAAACUAAAGAAAUUCUUAGAAGAAUAUGAAGGAAGAUAUAAAGAAUUACUAGAAAAUGUUAAUUUGAAAAAGUUUCGCUUUGAUUGUCAGAAGGCUGUUAAUACUCCAAUAAAUGCACUUUCUUCAGUUAGUGGUAAUCAUAUCAGGGAUAAGUUUGACAAACUUUCAAAAUUACUCAGAGGUGAAAGAGUGCAAGUACUAGACAUUUAUGUAACGGCAACACAGCAUCCUCAAGGUUUAUACUACUGUACUGCUCUGUUAGCUAAGAAAAUUGUUAGACAAGGAGAUCUGCUGGUCUCAAGUAAUCCAGAAGCAGCAUUUCCUUUAGCUGCUUUAACCACUGCCCUAUGGUCCCAAUUUCCAGAACUUGGUACUCUGUUGGAGGCAUAUUUUCAUAGACAGUGUCCAUAUUUAGUACCAAUGUUUCUUCCUCAGAAAGAGGGCCAGACAGACAAAGACUUUUAUUUAUCUAGAGGCUACAUAUACAGUGAUGAAGGGGCAGUAGAAAAACAAGACAAAUUUUUGAAGCGGAUGUCUGGAAUAUUCAGACUCCGAUGUGCUAUAUGGAUUGCCAAAACGCCAAGAUUUCUAAACACACCAAAUCCUCACAGCUUGCGCUAUGGAUGGCAAUGGCUUGCUUCAUUUAUAAAUUUGAAACCUGAGCCAGAGAUAUCUGCUACUUUAUUACAUGAUUUUUUCAAUGUCUGUGGUUCAGAAUUUAUGAAGUGUUAUGGGAAGCAAUUCUUGAAAAUAAUAAAAUUAAUAAGCACAGACUACCUAGCAAUUCUGCAAAAUAUUGACGAAGGAGGUCCGAAAACUAGACUGGAAGUAUUUCUUCAGAAUGUACUGAAAACGGGCCAUAUCUCUCCACCUAGUGGGUUGCUGGAGCCAAACACUUGGUAGAAGUAUAAGCAACUGUAAAUAGUUUUUAGUGACCUUUUGAUUAAGUAAUAGUGUUGUAAUCUUAUGUAUAAAUUGCAAUUAUAUUUAUUGAUACAAUUUUUGAAAAUUUGUAUUGUAGAUAAAGUGUACUUACUACUAAUAAAAUUGAUUUUGCUUCAUGUUUAGAACAUACAA
Messenger RNA from Pectinophora gossypiella (pink bollworm), 2239 nucleotides. It is a transcript of the gene Gle1, whose product is annotated as mRNA export factor Gle1. The record is from RefSeq and is a predicted model, not a curated record. Lineage: Eukaryota; Metazoa; Arthropoda; Insecta; Lepidoptera; Gelechiidae. Gene Ontology annotation, cellular component: nuclear pore; cytoplasm; nuclear pore cytoplasmic filaments. The transcript has a single exon. Bases 107 to 2065 code for a protein of 652 amino acids. Gene Ontology annotation, molecular function: phospholipid binding; inositol hexakisphosphate binding; translation initiation factor binding. Gene Ontology annotation, biological process: regulation of translational termination; regulation of translational initiation; poly(A)+ mRNA export from nucleus.